Molecule: messenger RNA, 1164 nt
Organism: Clonostachys rhizophaga
Lineage: Eukaryota; Fungi; Ascomycota; Sordariomycetes; Hypocreales; Bionectriaceae
Source: the annotation of a GenBank genome assembly
AUGCACGCUUGUGUGGCGUGCAGCAAGUCGAAGCGAAGAUGCAGUAAGCAGCUGCCUGCCUGUCGCCGAUGUCACGGAAAGGGGCUCCGCUGCGAAUAUCCCCUGGUCCGCAUUGUAGCAGCCUCUGAUGCGUCCGCCUCCAGUGGGAAUCCGCACACAGACACGCCGUCAUCAACAAGCAGCCUCUCACAAGAGCAUUCACCUCUGUCGAUACAGCCCCAAAGUCUGGGAACUCCUGAUCCGCCCGUGAACCUUUGGUUCCUUGCCCCAUCGUCUUGGGACAUUCAGCGAGAGCAUGGAGAUCUCUCAGUGUCUAUUACUUACCCCGACUCUGGUCUGAGGUACUUUAUCGACAGAUUGAGAGCAUGGGUGAGCCAAUGGACGCUGGGACAGCAUUCCAACUUUAUCCACUCCCAACUCUAUGGCAGCGACAUGCCGGAGAGCCUUCAGCAUGCAUAUGCCGCCUUCCAGGCUUAUCAACACUCAACCAACUCCAAUAAACAUAUCGCUCUCCAAAUCAUGAGAAGCUACACGAGGCUGAUUAUCCAGGACCAAACCCUAUGCGAAGGAUUCAGCGGCGGGACAUGCGACAUCCGGAGCCAUCUGAGCCGAACGCAAGCUCUCUUAAUCUUUCAGCUUAUCCGGCUCUUCGACGGUGACAUCAGAUCCCGGGCCGAGGCUGAGUCAACCACAGCGACUCUGAUGCAGUGGGUUAACAGUCUCAUGGAAAAGACCAAGGCCGAUUUGGAGGCUGGGACUCGUCGGAGAAUGGACCAACUGCAUCCAUUCUCAACCACGAGCGAGCUUCAUUGCGACGGUACACCCGCCUCUCUGUGGCGGGUAUGGAUCUUCUCCGAGUCAAUUCGCCGGACUUGGAUCAUCGCAGGACUGAUGGAGGCGGCCUUUUCAAUUCUGAAACAGGGACAUUCGCCUUGUCCGGGAAGCAUAUCUUUCACCGGAACCAAGGGCCUGUGGGAUGCAGCCUCACCCAAGGCAUGGAUGGGGAUGCAGGAAGCGAAGCAGAUGAGGUUUCGGCUCAGUUGUGCCGACAUUGUGCACCUAAUGGAAGAUGGUAAUCCGUCUGAUUUCGACGAGUUUAGUCGUUUGUUGCUUGUUUAUGGGCAAGGGCUGGAGAAGUGCUCGGAAUGGUGUUCAACAGAUUAG